AUGGGUGUUGAUAGUGAUGGAAGAGAUUUUAAUGCUCAUUCUCCCAUGUUCGGAUAUUCUGACACAAAUGAAGCUGGAAGGAGAGUCCAGGACCUCUUCAGCUCGACUACUUUUGAACUAAUGUACAAAAAAAAUUAUCCCCAUACGUAUCUGCAUUAUACUGGUAAAAGUACAACACCAGAUCUGUUGAUAGUCACUGCUGACCUUUACAAUCUCACAAAGUGUAGGAUCUUGAAGGAUCUUGGAUCAGGACAUAGACAGGUGCUUGCAGAAGUUAAAGUACCCAAAGCAGAUCGGAGGCCCUUUUUGCCUUCAAAAGUCUCUUGA
Stegodyphus dumicola is the source of this 327-nucleotide messenger RNA. RefSeq lists its product as uncharacterized. NCBI's taxonomy places the organism in Eukaryota, Metazoa, Arthropoda, Arachnida, Araneae, Eresidae. The record is from RefSeq and is a predicted model, not a curated record.